AUCAAAACAUUAAAGCAGUCUGGGCGGGUAAAAGAAAGCUGUAAGAGAGCAUUCAAAGGCUGAAGUACAACACCCUCUUAACCACCUCCCCAAAACACUCCAGCUCAGACUCACAGGCACGCGCACUCUCGCCAAAAAAAAAAGUUUCCUGUCGGAGCUCAGCUCGCGCCUCCACAGCCGCGGCCCCGCCGCUGCAUGAAGCGUGCUCGGCUCUGCUCGCCUGCGCCUGUGCGCAAACAGCUCCGACUGAGGAGCCGCCGCGAGAGCGAGCGCUGUCGCCGGGCUGCAGCGGACAGCCACGGAGAGUGAUGGCUUCUUCUGUAUUGUUUUACUGUGGCAGAAGCUGCAGUGCCUAGUAUAUGCUCACAGAAAAAAAAAGGAAAAUACAAAACACCCACCAUGUAUAGCGUGGAGGAUCUGCUGAUUUCUCAUGGCUACAAAGUGCCCAGAACUGCUGCUUCAUCAAACGAGAGCCGAUAUGCUGAUUACCACCAUGAAAUCAAAGAGAACAGGACCAGUCAUGGAACAGCAAAUGGGUAUGAAACAGACACAGGGGUCUACGGCUGCAGCAGACAAGUACCAGCUAAAGGAUAUUUCAGUGACAAUGAAAGCAAAGAAAUCAACCAAAGGAGAAAAGCUGGCAGCGGUAACCAAGGUGACGCGCGGCCGCCGGGCGAUUUUCACACAACACGUACAAGAGUCUUUGAUGAACCGGCUAGAGUAUAUUCCUCUCAGACGAAAACUGAGAGGGAUGUGGCUUACUGGAGAAGACGGGGCCAGGAUUUCACGAUUUUAUUGGAUUACACAGACAGCAGGGAGCCAAAAGCAAAUCAUUUUGCAGAAAGGACAAGUAAAGACCCCGGUCGACAUCCAAUGGAUGAAGAAAGGGAAAGGGACUGGAGAGAAGAUGAUGGCUUUUUGAAGCAGAAUGAUAUAGUAGCAGAUAAGUGGAGAUUCACAAGCGAUAGAAAGUGGCAGAGCCUUGGAACUGAUGAAUGGACCCCAGCUGUUGGUCUAGGGAGACCAUUUUUAGACAAUGAUGGGGACAGGUUAGCACAGGGUUUAUUUUACCAGAGAUGUUCUGAUGAUGCUGCUAAUGUAAAGAUAAAAGGGAAAUCCCAGUCACUUCCUAGAGUCUUAUCCCCCGAGAAUCUGCAGCACGUAGAGUUGUCCAAAGACGACGUUGAGCAGGUAUUUAAAGGAACGAGCAAUACAUUUCCCGACGGGACCGCCAGUAAGGAGCAUUACACUGAAAACUGUAAGUCACUGAGUCAUGCUGCACUUUUGCCAAAGCCACGAUUUGGCAGGCCACUCAAGCCUCCUUCGUAUGAGACGCACCAGCAGCUAAGAAACAGUUCAGAAUUCAUUGCUGGAACUCAAGAUUCAAAGCCAAAAGAUACCACGGUAUCCAAUUUUGCAAAGAGCAGGGAAACAAAAAGUGACAUUUUUGCACAGGAUUCUGCGGGUUCAAAUCUGGAGCCUCCGGUUUAUGUACCUCCUCCAUCUUAUAAAAAACCUUUGCAACCAAAAGGUAACCAAAAGAACUUUAUUGAAGUGCCUAAUCCUAAAGAAAGGAUGGAGGUUCAAAAGGUCCAUGUAGGCAAGGACACUGGGAAGUGUCCAUCCUGGGCAGAAUACCAGAAAGACACAGACAUCCCGAGCAGGAAACAGAUGUAUCCUUUUUAUAAAGAUGAACAUUUAGGAUGUGUACAAUAUAUUCCCUUUGAUGAUCCACGUGUUAAACACUUGCCCCCUGGAUCAUGUGAAAAUUUGCUGAGUAACUCUACCAGUAAAGAAAAUCUUGCAGGUAAAAUAGUAGGACAAUCUACACAAGACAGUGCCUUUAUAAUCCAAGCGGAAUCACAAUAUAUUAUGCCCGGUAAACUACUCACGUCUAAGAAUGGUAAGGACAUUAAAUGGCAAAAUGCUAUUCAGAAAGGCAAUAAAGACUCUGCAUUGUCUGACCAAAGCUCUGUCUUUUAUCACAAAGAUCCCUCAAGCUUUGGUCAUAGCAGCAGAUCAGCACAGCACAAUCAACAGCAAGACAUUGAAUGUUCUGAUACCGUAACCCAACUCAAGAAGUUUGAAGUGGAAGGAAAGCCAGAGAAUAAAAAUCCAAGACGGAAAAAGAACGAAACCAUUUUCUGCUUAGUUUCCAUGCCAGUUCAUUCGCAGCCUGACAACGAGAGAACAGAUCAGAAUAACAAUAAAAGUAACGCGGAGCAAAAUGCUGCAGGGAAACAUCUGAGAAACCUUCAGAACCAGCAUCUGCUGAGCACCUCCUCGACAGAUUUAGAGUUACAAUCACUCACAGGGUCCAUGAUAAAUUACAGAGGCAUUAGGAAGCCACAGUCGGGACCGCCGGAGGGCAAUUAUAAGGAGGUGGAUGAACUUCAGCCAUGCCAACCAAAUAAGCAUAAAGAACUCAGAUAUUCAGGAUCCUGGCCUGGAGAUCAGUAUAAGGACCAGCAAACUCAGACAAGCUUUGCUGAACGGCCCAAAGGUGCCGUAAUGAGUCAAGCACAAAAUCCAAAUCAUUCCAUUGCUCCGACAAAAGACAAUAAAAGUAAUCCGUUUAACCAUUAUGGGUAUCCCAUGAAAGGGCAAACAUUCUUGAGCCCCUCUAGCAACAGUGCUUUUUCGUGGACAACCAAUUUUUCUAAUCAGGUAAAUAAAAGUUCACAACAGAAAAGCCAAUCAAUGGAGAAUAACCUAAUAGACAGGAAACCUACCAGGGGGAGCAAGCUGGAACCUAAAAGUCCAUCCAGUGAUGGAAAAGAGGCUUUCGGUCAGUUUCUGCUUAAACCAGUUAGCCGUCGUCCCUGGGAUGCAAUUGGGGAGUUGGAAAGCUUCAACAAAGAGCUUCAAGAUCAAAUUUGGACCCAAAUAGAAAGCAAUGAGUUACUUGAAAAUGUUGAUAUGGCUGAAGAGUUUACGGACUCUCCAACAGUUAACCAUAAGCCCGCCGAUGUGCAGACAGAAAUUCCGAGUCAAAAACAAGAACGGUCGAAUGUUCUUAGAAACAGUGGAAAGAAAGGCUUCUCCGAAAAUGGGGACCCUAGUAGAAAUCCUCAGAAGAGACCCAAAUUUCCAAAUCUCGGCAGACCAAUUAAACAAGAUACCCCCUUUCCAAGGGAACCCGAGUAUGUAGAUGUUGACUCUGUGUGCUGGACCUCCCUUGAGGCAGCCACCGUCAGGCAGUUGCCCCAGGAGGUCUUAUCCAGUACGACAAAUUACAACCAAAUACAAAAGAAGCAGGUCAGUGAGUCCACGAAGGAGGGUGGAAACGGUUUAGAUGGUCAUUACAGCAAUGGAUUCAUGGCAACUGAAUGUGUUUACAGGCUACCGGCAAAAAUCAGUAUGAACGGCUUGUCGGAGCUCCGUGAAAAACUAGGUGGUCCUAUUGGAGAUGAUGAGGAAACUAAGCAGUGGAUCAAAAACUUGACUCGAGAAGAUAAAUAUUUGGAAGGAUUAGAAUCAAGUCAUGCUUCAUUAAUCCACCCAAAGGCCCUAGCAGCUCAAAGUGAAAAUCUUAAUGAGUUAUUUGAAAUAAAAUGUGCAAAGGGUAUCCCAGAAAAUGAGACCCUAGAAGCAAGAGCUGCCAGAAUACUUGGGAUUGAGGUAGCAGUUGAGACUUUGGGUGUUGCAGACCAAGAAUAUAAAGAUACAGAGGCAGAAAAACUGAUGGCAACUAGUGAAACUGGUGGUGGAAAGACCACUGCAAGUGUAAAAGAUGGGCUGGAAUGUGACAAUUGGAGGUCAGGGUAUGUCAGUAGAGAGGCGGAGGAAUUGUGUUCAAAUGAAGAUGAGGAAGAUAAGGAAAAUAAAAUAACUGAGGGAAGAAAUGAAAGGGCAACCAGCUGGCAGACUGAAACGAGCCGUGCAACAGUAUCUCUGAAACAUCUGCCUGGUACAGGGGAACAAAAGGCGUGCACAACAUCUGUCUCGGAACGGAAGAGUCGAGUCCCAUCAAGGAUGAUUGAAGCUCUUCAAGGAAAGCUGGCCACAUCACCAAGUCGAACUGUCAUGGAGCGCAUCGUGAGGAUGAAGGAGGUAGACUCUGUGUCUCGCAUGAGACGACUCAGCAUCAAGAGCUCUGACUCUGGCGAUGAAGGUGAAAAUGAGAAGCCAGCUAAACAGCAGCAGGAUGUGGAGGAUGUGUUGUCCUUUUUAAAUAUACAGGAGACAUUGAAUAACAGCUCAAAAAGAGAUGGAGCCGUAACCAGGAAGACUAUAACUCUUACCCAGGAUUUAUCAGUACUCACUAAGAGAAAGGUGCAGAGAGAUGAUGAAGAUGGGGUGUUUAUCUCAGAAUGGUAUGACCCCAGCCGAGUUGAGAGAGUCUGACCCAGACCAGACCAUGACUAAAAAGCCAGAAGUUCCACUACUGUUAAAGAUCAGCACUUCCUGCGACACUGUGAUCAGGCUUCCUACACUAUUGCCUUCAUUCCAUCCUUACUAUCAGGAUUGCCUUUCUUCGACACGAGCAUUGUUUAUACUGUAUGCCCUAAAUAUGCUAUUUCACUGCCAUGAAGAAGUAAUUUCAGAAAGUUCCCCAAAGUUCCACGUGGUUACUAUCUAUGAAGCCCUAUGUUAUUGGUCAAAUCUAAAAUAUAAAAAAGGCCCCCGUUAUUUCUGCCAAGGUUUUAACAAGGAAAUAACAUUGUUGGAUAUUUCUUUCUGUGAGCAUUUACAAAAAAAUAUCAAUUGAAAUGGUGUUUUCCAGAGAUCACAGCAUUAAAACAAAGUUCACUUUCCUUCUGGCUUAUAAGUUAUCAUAAAGCUUGUGUAUGUUCUUCUCACUUUCAUUUUCAGUAUUGUAUGUUGUAAAUUCUGUAUGGUGCCUAUUGCAGUAGCUGAACUGGGACAACUUAGCUGUUCACUAACCACGCCAGCUGGACAGAAUGAGUGGUUUCUUCUCAUGUGCCACCCUUCUUCUGUUCUUAUUUUCUAUCCGUCCAUCCAUUGACUGAACCAGGCAGGCCCUGUAGCAGCAAAGAAUCCUUACUCAUCAAAUGUGUCUCAGCAUUACUCCUAGGAAUUGCACAAAAGUUUGACUAGGAUAAGAACUUGUUCUACCUCGGAGUAGGACAUGAGAAGACGUUAUCCAUUUCCAGCGAGGAGUUAGAGUUCACGUUUUAGAAUGAAUGACGUCUCAAUUUUACGGCACCAACGAAUCGCAAAAUGGCGCUCAUGAAUGCACUUUGUAGUUUCCUUGGAAAUCAUGGUGCCGUAUUAUUAUAAUAUAAAGAUUUCACCACAAAUAUAAUAAUAAUAUUUAAAGAGAUGCGAUUAAGUUGAAAUAAAAGGUUUAUAGCUAUCUGAUGAAGAACUUUGUCUUGUGCGUUAAACCAGGCCACUUUGCAACGACACCAAGAAUAAUACUGUAACGUGCACCAAGUUGGAAAGACUGUGGCACACACCAAACGCGAAUUAACCUCGAUUAUAGGCAGGUUUAUUUAACAAUAAAUUAUCCACAUCCAUACUUCCAGAAGAAUCACCUUCCCGCUGUUAUGGCCACGGAAAACACCCUGAGGAAUAACGGCUAUUGAAACUAGCCACAGCUAUUCCAGCACUGUCUGAAGUCACGUUCACUCUUUCAGUGUUCCUGAUCAUGUGACACUAUUAUCCCCCCCUUAUGCUCAGCUGGACUCUAUUUAUUUAAUGAAGUGCAUGGAUUUUUCGUGUAACUGGAAGUAUCAUGUGACGUACAAGGCUUAGUCUUAUAUAUAAACGUCUACACGUGGAAGUGUGUGUGUCUGUCUGUCCGGCCCGGAAGUGCAAGGCUACAGCUUGAAGCACAAAGAAAUCGACUCUGCCGCCAAAGUGAAACCGCUGACAAAAGAGAAACUCACUUAACAGCUAAUACACAAGCGAGGCGAGCACAUCGGCAAAACGAAACCGCAGAGGAGAGAGAAACUCACUUAGCCGCUGAUAGACAAUGGAGGCGAGCACAUCGGCAAAACGAAACAUCUGAGGAGAGAGAAACUCUCUUAGCCGCUGAUAGACAAUGGAGGCGAGCACGUCAGAAAAAUGAAACCACAGAGAAAAGAGAAACUUGCUUAGCCACUAAUACACAAGCGAGGCGAGCACAUGGCAAAAUGAAACAUCUGAGGAGAGAGAAACUCUGUUAGCCGCUGAUAGACAACGGAGGUAAGCACGUCGGCAAAACAAAACCGCAGAGAAAAGAGAAACUUGUGUAGCCAUUAAUUCACAAGCGAGGCGAGCACAUCGGCAAAAUGAAACCGCCAAGGAGAGAGAAACUUGCUUAGCCACUGAUAGACAAUGGAGGCGAGCACGUCAGAAAAAUGAAACCACAGAGAAAAGAGAAACUUGCUUAGCCACUAAUACACAAGUGAGGCGAGCACAUCGGCAAAACGAAACCACAGAGAAAAGAGAAACUCGCUUAGCCACGAAUACACAAGCGAGGCGAGCACAUCAGCAAAAUGAAACAUCUGAGGAGAGAGAAACUCUGAUAGACAAUGGAGGUGAGCACGUCUGCAAAAUGAAACCACAGAGAAAAGAGAAACUUGCUUAGCCACUAAUACACAAGCGAGGCAAGCACAUCGGCAAAACGAAACCACAGAGAAAAGAGAAACUCGCUUAGCCACGAAUACACAAGCGAGGCGAGCACAUCGGCAAAAUGAAACCGCCAAGGAGAGAGAAACUUGCUUAGCCACUGAUAGACAAUGGAGGCGAGCACAUCAGCAAAAUGAAACAUCUGAGGAGAGAGAAACUCUGAUAGACAAUGGAGGUGAGCACGUCUGCAAAAUGAAACCACAGAGAAAAGAGAAACUUGUUUAGCCACUAAUACACAAGCGAGGCAAGCACAUCGGCAAAACGAAACCACAGAGAAAAGAGAAACUCGCUUAGACACGAAUACACAAGCGAGGCGAGCACAUCGGCAAAAUGAAACCGUCAAGGAGAGAGAAACUCGCUUAGCCGCUGAUAGACAACGGAAGCUGUUGAUUGCUUGAAGUGCCAGAAUCCUUGGUUUUUAGGAGCCCAGGCUUUUUACAGCACAGGCUUACACCAAUGGUGUACCUCGAGUUCGUGCCACUCAGGGUGGGGCGGUGCUUCAGUUUGCCGCCCUCCAACA
This is a messenger RNA of Erpetoichthys calabaricus (reedfish), 7099 nucleotides long. RefSeq names its product junctional cadherin 5 associated a (gene jcada). Gene Ontology annotation, cellular component: ruffle membrane; adherens junction. Gene Ontology annotation, biological process: positive regulation of blood vessel endothelial cell proliferation involved in sprouting angiogenesis. NCBI's taxonomy places the organism in Eukaryota, Metazoa, Chordata, Cladistia, Polypteriformes, Polypteridae. The transcript is spliced from 4 exons. The record is from RefSeq and is a predicted model, not a curated record. Bases 400 to 4347 code for a protein of 1315 amino acids.